Messenger RNA from Pristis pectinata (smalltooth sawfish), 9538 nucleotides. RefSeq names its product phosphodiesterase 5A, cGMP-specific, b (gene pde5ab). The transcript has 21 exons. The record is from RefSeq and is a predicted model, not a curated record. NCBI's taxonomy places the organism in Eukaryota, Metazoa, Chordata, Chondrichthyes, Rhinopristiformes, Pristidae. Gene Ontology annotation, biological process: signal transduction. The coding region runs from base 427 to 2961 and encodes 844 amino acids. Gene Ontology annotation, molecular function: protein binding; 3',5'-cyclic-GMP phosphodiesterase activity.
GUGACUGAAGCUGUCAGUCACGGGCUGGAGGCGCGCGAACUGCCCGGGCGACAAUGUAACCGGAGCAACCGGGAGCGCCGCCCUCGCAGGCUUGUGCAGGGAGCAGCGUGUGCCGCCCGGACACCCUGCAGUCAGGGAAGGAGGGAGAGCCACAGCUUAGGGGGAUAUAGCGGAUGCCUCUGGGGGGUGAGUGACAGCCUCGGGGGAAAGAGUGGCUGCGCGGGGAGAACGGCGAGAGAGAUAGUGAGUGAUCGUGCAGGAGAGCAAUGAAGCGCCGAGUGACGGCGCGGGGGAAGGAGCGGCGGCGAGAGUGAUAGACCCGGGGCAGCAACCGACGGUGGGAGCUGCAGACCCGAGGGGAGCAGUAAGUGCGGGAGCGGCACUUCAAGGAACCCUGCAGGGCUGAACUGAAAAGCAACCUGGACCAUGGCGACAUACAACCCCACCGACUACGAGCGCACGGAGGCUUGGCUCGAUGAUAAUUUAGACUUUGCACAUUCAUACUUCGUUCGGAAGGCCACCAGGGAAAUGGUCAAUGCAUGGUUUGCGGAAAGAGUGCAUACUUCGAAUGAAGCCACGAGGGAUUUGAACUUAGUGCAUCAUAUGGCCCGACUGGAGCUUGCAACCCCAGGGACUCCUACCAGAAAAAUCUCAGCUUCCGAAUUUGACAGACCCCUCAGACCCAUUCUUGUUAAGGAUUCCGAAGGGGCUUUAACAUUUGUCUUUGAUUCAGACAAGAAGGAUCACAUGCCGUUAAAAGUCCAUAAAUCUGGCUGCGAGGCCGCACCAGUCGACGAUCAAUGCUCCAGACUUUUGGAGCUUGUCAAAGAUAUCUCAAGCCAUUUGGAUGUCACAGCACUCUGCCACAAAAUCUUUCUCCACAUUAAUGAAGUGAUUGCUGCUGACAGGUACUCACUUUUCCUGGUGCAUGAGGACAGCUCAAAUGAAAAGUUUCUUGUCAGUAGGCUCUUUGAUGUUGCAGAAGGUUCCACCCCCGAAGAAGCUUCAACCAACUGCAUUCGUUUAGAAUGGAACAAAGGGAUUGUAGGAUAUGUAGCAGCUACAGGAGAACCACUGAAUAUUAAAGAUGCAUAUAAGGACCCCAGAUUCAAUGCCGAAGUCGACCAGAUCACAGGGUAUAAGACACAGAGUAUUCUCUCCAUGCCAAUAAAGAACCACAAAGGGGAGGUAGUUGGUGUUGCCCAGGCAAUCAACAAGAAAUGUGGGACUCAUGGAACAUUUACCAAAAAUGAUGAAAAGGAUUUUGCUGCCUAUUUGACAUUUUGCGGGAUUGUCCUCCACAAUGCCAAGGUGUAUGAGACUUCACGGCUUGAAAAUAGACGCAAUCAGGUUCUACUUGAUCUUGCAACUCUGAUAUUUGAAGAGCAACAUUCCUUGGAAGUAAUUUUGAAGAAAAUUGCAGCAACUAUUCUUUCAUUCAUGCAGACUCAGAGUUGUACCAUCUUCAUUGUGGAUGACAAUUCCUCUGACUCGUUUUCCAGUGUCUUUCACAUGAAUUCAGCAGAGCUAGAAGAUCCAGCAGAGUUCCAGAGGAGCAGGAACUACAAUAUAAAUAAAAUCAACUAUAUGUUUGCAAAGUAUGCAAAAAACACCAUGGAAACAUUGAAUAUUACAGAUCUUUGCAAGGAUACAAGGUUCACGUGGACAAAUGAAAAUGCAGAAAGUACAAACAAGCAAAUAAAAAGCUUGCUCUGCACCCCAAUUAAAAAUGGAAAGAAGAAUAAAGUUAUAGGUGUUUGCCAGCUGAUGAACAAAAUGGGUGAAAAUUUUGACAAAAUCAAGGCCUUCAAUAAAAAUGAUGAACAAUUUCUGGAAGCAUUUGCCAUUUUUUGUGGAUUGGGCAUACAGAACACUCAAAUGUACGAAGCUGUUGAAAUGGCAAUGGCAAAACAAGUAGUGACACUUGAGGUACUUUCAUAUCAUGCAUCUGCUACUGAAAAUGAAACUGAGGAGCUUCAGGUAACAGCGGUCAAGACAGUUCCUUCUGCUCAUUCACUUAAGCUUCUAGAUUUUAGCUUCAGUGAUUUUGACUUGUCUGAAGUUGAGACAACAUUGGCUGCCAUCCGGAUGUUCACUGAUCUGAAUUUUUUACAGAAUUUCCAGAUGAAGUAUGAGGUUCUUUGCCGCUGGAUUUUAAGUGUUAAGAAGAAUUAUCGAAGGCAUGUGGCAUAUCACAAUUGGAGGCAUGCAUUUAAUACUGCUCAAUGUAUGUUUGCUCUGCUGAAGUCUGGCAGGAUUCAGAGCAAGUUAACAGAUCUAGAGAUUUUAGCUCUCAUCAUAGCAACGCUGAGUCAUGACCUGGACCACAGGGGAGUGAAUAAUGCUUUCAUAAAAAGGAGUGAGCACCCUCUGGCUCAGCUCUACUGUCAUUCCAUGAUGGAACAUCAUCAUUUUGAUCAGUGCGUCAUGAUACUCAACACUCCAGGAAACCAAAUUCUGAGUGGCCUUUCUCUGGACGAAUAUAAAGCUACUCUGAAAAUGGUUGAGCAGGCCAUUCUAGCCACAGACCUAGCAGUCUACAUGAAGAGAAGAGAAGAAUUUUUUGAUCUGGUGAAAACCAAUCAAUUUAACUGGGAAGAUAAAAGUCAUAAGGAGCUGCUAAUGGCGAUGUUGAUGACAGCAUGUGAUGUGUCUGCAAUAACCAAACCUUGGCCUGUUCAACAAAAGACAGCUGAGCUAGUGGCAACAGAAUUUUUUCAACAAGGUGACAAAGAAAGGGAAGAGUUAAACAUCGAACCCAUUGAUUUAAUGAAUAGAGAAAAACGUGAUCAAAUCCCAAGCAUGCAGGUUGGAUUCAUUGAUGCAAUCUGUAUUCAACUAUAUGAGGCUCUGGCAACGAUUUCUGAAGCUUGUCUCCCAUUGCUUGAAGGCUGCAGAAAUAAUCGAAAGAACUGGGAAAUGCUAGCUGCACAAAACCUGGUGAAUGGAGAAAAAAAGUGACAUACAGAGAUUGAUUAUCUAUUUCAUGGUCUAUUGAGAAAGCAGAAGUUUUGUGUAAAUUUGGAGUUAGCAAGGUCUCUAAAAGAGUAGUAAAUAUUUUCAGCACUUCAGCUUCUUACUGGUGGGGUUAUAUCCAAUUCCACUUUGACAAGCUGUUAUUUUUUGUUUCAUUUUUUAUCACUUAUAUGGACCAUAAAACAACCUCCAUCUUGCUGAAUGUACCUGUUGGUUGCGGAUGAUAGUCAGCAAAUGAAAGAAUGAAAAGGCAACUGAGUUUUUUCAUCUUAAAGGAGCCAACUUACGACAUUGUCCUGAUAUGUUCAUGUAGCAGGCAUUUUAUUAAUGCUUCGUUUUUAUUUAAGUGUGGAGGUCAAACGUAAAUGCACUGGUCAAGGAUUAUUCAAAGACACCAUGAUAACCUGACACAUAUUUGCACAAUGAUUAAUUAUUUUUCUAAGUAACUCUAGCUCAUUAAAGUAUAGGUACUUCAGUGGUUUGAUUAUCAAGUUACUUCUGCACAUGCACAUAAUUCCUGUCGAGUUUUCACUGCAUACAUGCAAUUUUUAUUGGAUGCUCACUUGCAGGGAAUGAAAGAAAAAGUAGCAGUCUGGCCUAGAAUGUAUGUUUUCCCCAGAUAAGAGCACCAUUUAUUUUUAAUCAAUUCUUUGGCUUCCAUUAAACACAUUCACAUAUUAUUUAAAAAUACCAAGAUUAUGGUACACAAAAUUAUGUUUGUCUUUUGAUCUUGCAUGACAGGGGAAAAUGGCAGACUGGUUUUGUAAAAGUGUCUGUUGCCACAUUUUACAGCAUUAACAGUAAGUUUUAUGUUGAAUAGCAUGUUAUAACUUUCAAAGUAUAUAUAUUUUAAUGUUUGCUGUAGGAAUGCAAGGCAGGAGCAAAAGAGCACAAGCAAUUUAUUUUGCAAUUUUGUAUGUUGUAGCCAGUGAGAUUGUGGAGAUGUUUUUGCUCAGUAUUUACAUAAAUUGUAUUUAGUUAUAAAUGCUAAUUUAUGACAAAUAUCAAAAUAGUUGUAGUGCAAGUUAUUAAAACUGUACUCUUAGUUACAUGAUUUUAUUCCCAAACCAGAUUCCUUUCAAGUGUGGUUUCCCAUUGGCAAUUUAAGAUUAGUGAUUUUGCCAAACUCUGACCCGAAUAAUCACCUGCUUUUCAUUAUAAAUCUUUAUAUAUUUGCAAUAAUUAGUUCAGUUUGCCGAUCGUAAAAUUCACAUAAGCCCAGCCUCCUAGAGAAAUGUGAUAUUAUUGUGUAGAGUCAAUUUCCAGGCAACUUUUACAAUUCAUAAUAGAUAAAGCCACCUUUACUGGUUAAUGUUUCACUCUCCAGGGCAAGUGAAAGAUAUUGUUCAACAUCAAAACCUAGGGACAGAGGGGCAUCAAUUAAAUUAAAUUUUGAUACAUGGAGCGCUCUUUCAUUAAAAAUAUGAAGAAGAUAAUACGAGGCAGAAGCCUACUCUGUCACACCAGCCUUCAUAAACAAAUCAGUCUGAAUUACCAGAGAUGAGGAAGAGAUUCUCAGUUUAUGUAAAACACCCAGAAUAAGAAGUGGAUAGUGCAACGGUUGUUUGCAGUAGUACCCUUGCUAAUAUUUAAUGACGUCUCUUUGAUGCUAAACCAAACAGUAAAACUGCUUGUGUCUUCUCCCAUUCUUAGUGGUCUGUUAUCUAUAGCAGUAGAAAAUGUUCAAUAAAGAUAUUACUAGAUUAGUAACACUAUAGCAUUAAGCUUCCAUGUAUAUAACAUGGAAAUUAAUUCACAGUUAUAAAUCAUAACCAAGGUAACUUAUGGCUACUCACAAGUGUAUGAUUUCACACAAUGGUUAGAAAAUAGCAACACUAGGGAGGUUCUCCCAAUUAUGCUGAAACACCGGUUGUGAAUGAUAUCUAUAAAUUUAAUUCAUAAUUCUAAAAUAAUUCAAGGUUAAUUCAAGGAUUUUAGUAAGGCGUUUGAUAAGGUUCCUCAUGGUAGGCUUCUUCAGAAGGUCAGAGGCCAAGGGAUCCAAGGAAGCUUGGCUGUGUGGAUUAGGAAUUGGCUUGCACGUAGAAAGCAGAGGGUUGUGGUGGAAGGAGUGCCCUCGGAUUGGAAGGCAGUGACUAGUGGUGUCCCGCAGGGAUCGGUUCUGGGACCUCUACUUUUUGUGAUAUUUAUAGAUGACUUAGAUGAGGGGGUGGAGGGCUGGGUUAGUAAGUUUGCGGACGACACUAAGAUAGGCGGUGUUGUGGAUAGUGUGGAGGGCUGUCGGAGCUUACAGAGGGAUAUUGAUAGGAUGCAGAGCUGGGCUGACAAGUGGCAGAUGGAGUUCAAUCCGGAGAAGUGUGAGGUGGUACACUUUGGAAGGACAAACUCCAGGGCAGAGUACUGGGUAAACGGCAAGGUACUUGGCAGUGUGGAGGAGCAGAGGGAUCUGGGGGUUCAUAUUCACAGUUCAUUGAAAGUUGCCUCACAGGUGGAAAGAGCAGUUAAGAAGGCCAAUGGGAUGUUGGCUUUCAUAAAUCGCGGGAUUGAGUUUAAGAGCCGCGAGGUUAUGAUGCAGCUUUACAAAACUCUAGUUAGGCCACACUUAGAGUACUGUGUUCAGUUCUGGUCGCCUCAUUAUAGGAAGGAUGUGGAGGCGUUGGAGACGGUGCAGAGGAGAUUUACCAGGAUGCUGCCUGGAUUGGAGAGUAUUGAAUAUGAGGAGAGGCUUAAGGUACUAGGGCUUUAUUCACUGGAAAGGAAGAGGAUGAGAGGAGACAUGAUAGAGGUAUAUAAAAUAUUGAGAGGAAUAGAUAGAGUAGACAGUCAGCGCCUCCUUCCCAGGGCACCAAUGCUCAAGACGAGAGGUCAUGGCUUUAAGGUUAUGGGUGGGAGGUUCAGGGGAGAUGUCAGGGGGAGGUUUUUCACCCAGAGAGUGGUUGGUGCAUGGAAUGCACUGCCUGGGGUGGUGGUGGAGGCAGAUACAUUGAACAGGUUCAAGAGCUUGUUGGAUAGGCAUAUGGAGGAACGUGAGAUAGCAGGAUAUGCGGGAGGAAGGGGUUAGGUAGUGUGAGGGUGGUCUGAUGGACGGCACGACACGGUGAGCCGAAGGGCCUGUUUUGUGCUGUAUGGUUCUAUGGUUAAAAUUAUUCUUGAAUUGUGUGACACAUUACUCAACUGACCUACUAUUUAGAGUUUUCCUGUGGAAUAUGGGUGAGGAAUGUCAUUUUAAAAACUUCUUAAGUUGUUACAUACAUUGAGUCCUCACUUUUCUGAUCUGUGGUAGUCGAAGGAACAAUUGAUUCUCAAACUAUCACCAAGAGGAAGAGAACUUUUGUUUGCAGGUGAAACUCUGAAGGGGAGAUUGGCCAAAAACGUUGGAAUGUUUCAUGAGGGCAACUUGAAGUGAGUCUGAUAACGUGAUCAAACAGUGUGAUCAAUUAGUUGAACAGCUUUAAAGCUGUAGUUUUAAAUAUAUUCUGCUGGGCAAAAAUUAAGUACUUAUUUUCAUAAAUUAUGAUCAUAGUAUAUUACAAAACAGUUGUAUGGUUUCUGCAUUACCAGGACACUAAGAAUGUCAGUACCUGAUGACAUUUUCCAUAAUAUCAGUGGCAAACUAUUCAGCUUUGUAUUUCUAAGUCAUAAAACUAGCAAAACAUACUCUGUUUAUUUUAGAUUUGGAUUACUUGUAACUAUUGUGAAGUCUAAAUUUCAACAGAGUUGUGGUGCAGUUCGAUUCAGCAGAGUUCCUCAUGGACUAGAGUGAUAGGUUUCAUGUAUCAUAGUUGCAGUAUGACCAUGGAUUGAUGGCAUGAAAUUGCUCCUAAUUUGGCAUUAAAGUAGCAUUUUUCCCCCAUGAGGACACAGUGAUGCCUGGAAAUGGAAGUAUCAGACCUCAUCAUAGUCUUGAAGCAAAUAUAGGUACAAGAGAUCACAGUGAGGAAAGGGGAACCAGUCUCAGCAUUAAGGCUGCAUUUGACUGAGUAUAAUGUAAAGAAUUUUGAGUGAAACGGAGGUCAAUGGGACUGAAAGAGAAAACAUUACUGUCUGGAAUUAGACAUCUGUGGAAGAGUCUGCAUUUCCCUCACUGGUCAACCAGAAGUGGAAGCAAUUCAAACUCAACCCGAGAGACUGACCAAGAAGAAGAUGAAGACGACCCGACAGAAAGGAAGGGUGUGAUUGUCAGAAACUAGUCAAUGCUAACCAGAGUGUUACUGUAGGGACUCCUCAAGUCAGCAUCAUUGGCCCAGCCACCUUCAUCAGUAACCUUCCCCACUCUCAUGUGGAAAUGCUCUCUAAUGUUCAGAUUCGAUCACAAUUCCUCUAUUAUGGAGCAAACCAUGUUGGCCUGCAUCAAGUUGCAGAUGACAUGCAGGCUUGGGCUGAUGUGGCAAGAAACAGCCAUUUCAUGAGCAUGAGACAAUGACUUAUCAACAUAAACAAUUCUGAUCAUGUCUCCCUGACUAUCUACAUCACUAGCAUUGGUGAGUCCCCAACAACGUCUUGGAGGUGAAAAUUGAUCAGAAACCUAACAGGACCAAUCAAAGUAAAACAUGGUUUUAAGAGGUAAUGGCUGUGAUACUCAAGAGUGGCUCAUCUUCUGAUUUCCUGUCAUCUAAGAGACUCAAGUCAGGAGUCUCACAGAAUAUCACUUGCCUGAAAGAGGGCUGCUGCAACAAAAUUUAAGAACCAUCAAUAUCUUCCACAUGAGAGCAAUUGGCUUAAUCAGUGCCUGUGCUACUGAACUCAGUAAUUACUCCCUGUUUUGCCAACGGUCACUGGCUGAAAAUGAUUCACUGCAGAAAUACAUUGUCAGGCAUUCCCUUUGCCCACCAGCUCAAUAUUCUGCUACAAAUUCCUCUCCCAUCCACACACCAUGCUAAAUUUAUAUCAUGUAAAUUAUUACAUCAGUAUGUGUAAUUCUUUAGCUAAUACCAUGAUUGGAAUACUUUCACAUUAGUAUUCCAAUAAUUCAAGAAGGUCCACCAUCUUGGGUAAUUAAGCAACACCCGUAACCAAAUUGUGAGAUGUGACUUUUUGAACUGUUAAAAAAUUCACAAAAAUAUCUUGAGCUAGCAUUAAUUUGGUAUUUAAUGUCAAAACAGUUCCUGACUAUCAACUUCCUGUUCUUUCCCCUCUCUUUUACUUUUGUCCCCCUUGAACAUAAAAGGUUGGACAAUCAAUUAUCAUUAUGGUUAGCGUUUCUGAACACUGUUGUAAAGUUCCCUUGGAAGCCCUAGUGGGUAAUGACAUAUGUAGCUGCAGCAGCAUGCCAUGUAGUCAGAAAAUCCCAGUGUCUUUUAAUAAAUCAUUUUUCCUAUUCCUACUGGUCUUUAUUAGAAAGCAAGUGGAUGUGAGAGUCAUAUAACUACAGUAUAUUUUGGUUACCUCCAGAGGCAAAAAUUUACUGGCCUUUGUUAUCUCAAAUUCCAGGAGACUGCCAGUACUGUGGAACUGGGUCUUUGUUAAAGUUAAAGAAAAAAACAGAUAUAAAUUGCACUAGUGUCCAGUAAGGUUCAAAGAACACAUGUAGUCUUGAUUUUUAUUGGCGUGAAAGGUAAUUUACAUUCAUACCCAUGUUUAAUUUUCCUUUGGGUGAAUGCAUUAGGGUUAAAGUCUAGAAAAGUUCACAGGGCUUCUGAGGAACUCCAUCUGUAGUUGUGUGGGAAUGCAGUGGAAGGCCAAGAAUAUAGACAGCUAUUGGAGUCACCAGAUCCCAUUGUUUACUUGGAGUCUCCAUGUAAUCUUGGCUAAAGUGGAAUCUUCCUUGCUUCUGUCUUAGAGAGAGCCAAAAGGAGGCGGCUUCCUUGACUGCGAACUGCCAUUCCUAGCUGUAGCAGCUGCUUUUGUAACUACAGUAGCCUAAAGUAGACAAGCAGAGACAAGGGCCCCACAAAUAAUCAUCUGAAAAAUGUAUGCGUGGUUAUGGACCAACACAUGCAUAUAUCCUUUCUAAAAGUGGUCAGUUUAAAGUCCUGUGCACACCUUUAACACACAAGGGUGGAGUAGGAAUUCAAUCCCAAGAAGCACGUGAGCUCUAAGAAAAUGUAUGUUUAAAAUGUGUCCUUUUGUGAGUGGACCAAAGUUGCCAAACAGCAAUGGCAGCAGGUGCAGAGCUUCUAGUCCGUAUGGGAAUAUGGUCAUCGACCAACUCCAUGAUAAUUACUGACCCCCAUGUCUCAAGUACAUCAGCAUUGUCAAUGGGACAUGCAUGGAAGUGAUAUUAGUAGAGUCAGGCAAUCUCUGGGAUAAUGUUCCAUGUAAUUUCAGGUUCAAUAUGUUCAAAAAUAAUCAGGUAGGCCUGUUCUUACAAGGUCUAGUCAGCUGAAGUAACAACCAGAUUAGCAUUGAACAACACUGAGUGAUGUGAAAUGUACGUCCUAAUUAGUCCACCAAUACAGAGGUUAAGCAUCAAAAUUUAAUACAUAAAUCAUAGAUUUAGGUCAUUCUUUUGUGGCCAUAUGUUGAUCGUUAAGAACUAGAUUGAAUAUGUUUGCACAUUUUUGAUUAAAUGCUGUAAAGUUGACCAUUUAACAACCACAACAGAAAUUAUUAGAGAUGUUAAGUGUUUUACAUUUCCAGUUUGUGCAGCAUUUUUCUUAAUAUA